Diaporthe citri is the source of this 1542-nucleotide messenger RNA. RefSeq lists its product as uncharacterized. The record is from RefSeq and is a predicted model, not a curated record. Lineage: Eukaryota; Fungi; Ascomycota; Sordariomycetes; Diaporthales; Diaporthaceae. The coding region runs from base 1 to 1542 and encodes 513 amino acids. The transcript has a single exon. Gene Ontology annotation, molecular function: oxidoreductase activity, acting on the aldehyde or oxo group of donors, NAD or NADP as acceptor.
AUGGGCUCGGGACAUCAAGUCCACGGCAACGCCUCCGAGGCGCUAUGGAACGCCAACACCCAGGAGAAAGCCACGGCUCUGCUUGGGGAACUCAAUGGCCAACCCCUGACCUUACAACAUUUCACUCAGAAUGAAUUCGCGACGACAGAGGCAUCAAAACACGUCGACUCGUUCGAGCCAAAAUCCGGAAAGCUCAUAGCAAAAGUCCCCUGUGCAUCAGCCGAAGAGGUCGACGCCGCGGUGAAAUCCGCCACGGCGGCCUUCCCAGCAUGGAGCAGGACACCCCGGGCCGAGCGAUCAAGGUAUCUGCGGCAGAUCAGCGAGAUCAUCGCCGCCAAUCGCGAGCUAUUCGCGGUCUGGGAGAGCAUUGACCAGGGCAAGACGCUGGAGCGCGCGCGGGUCGAGGUGGACCGCGCCGUGUCCAACUUCGCUUACUUCUCGACCUUUAUCCUGCACGAGUCCACAGCCGCCCGCAUGGUCGACGGCGUGGCGCUGACGUACGAGCACCGCAGCCCCGCGGGCGUGUUCGCGCUCAUCUCGCCGUGGAACAUGCCGCUGUACCUGCUCACCUGGAAGAUCGCGCCGUGCCUGGCCUUCGGCUGCACCGCCGUCGCGAAGCCCAGCGAGGUCACCAGCGUGAGCGCGUUCCUGCUCGCGUCCGUGUUCCGCCGCGCCGGGCUGCCCGCGGGCGUCGUCAACGUCAUCUUCGGCGACGGCGCGACCACGGGCUCGGCGCUGGUGUCGCACCCGGACGUCCACGGCGUGAGCUUCACGGGUGGCACCGCGACGGGCAUCGCGAUCCGGAGGGCGACGGUGCACCAGAUUUACAAGCACGUCAGCCUGGAGCUGGGAGGGAAGAACCCGACGCUCGUGUUUGCGGACUCGCUGGCCGCGAACAGGGAGAAGACGACCCGGACGGCCGCGAUGGCGGCGUUCGAGAAUCAGGGCGAGAUAUGCCUGUGCGGGUCGAGGAUAUACGUCGAGAAGAGCGCGUACGCGGACUUCGUCGCUGCGUUCACGGAGUACGUGGCCAAGACGUACCGCGUGGGCGAGACCGUGGGCGCCGUGGUCAGCUCGCAGCACUACGCCAAGAUCAGGAGCUACCUCGAGGUCGCGAAGAAGCAGGGAAUGACGUUCAACACCGGAGAGGUGCCGCCAGAAAUACGAGCCGGCGAGGAGGGGGGAUACUGGAUCAAGCCGACGAUCCUCACAGACGUCCCCACCGACUCGGAGUUGCUCCGAGACGAAAUAUUCGGGCCGGUCGUCACGGUCGUGCCAUUCGAGGACGAGGAGGAAGCCGUGAGGCUCGCGAACGCGAGCGAGUACGGUCUUGCGGCGGUGCUGCUGACCACGGACGGGGGCCGCAUGAGGAGGGUCGGCGAGCAGCUACAGGCAGGUCUGGUGUGGGUGAACUGUUGGUUGGUCAGGGAGCUUGGCACGCCCUUCGGCGGCAUGAAGAAUUCCGGGACAGGCAGAGAGGGGGGAGAAUAUUCGAGGGACGUGUUCACCGUCGCUAGAACAGUGCACUUAGCCACUGUCUGA